UAAGCGAGGAACGAGACGCUUGUGACGAUCGUAUGAGAAUUGAAGGGCUUUAGGGUUUGCUUCGUUCGUUCUGAAGUUCUUGCACUGUCGCUAGUCUCGACACGAUCGAUAGCAGGAAGACGAAGCCCGAACGACAGUGUCACGAGGAAACGUCGACAGAUCGAGUUGGUGUUGUUUGCUCCGUGGCGUACGUAUCGGGGUCGAGGCGAGUUCACAGCUCCAGUGCGAGAGCACGGGGUUUUGUUCGACAGAUUUUUGCCUUGAGAGCUCGUCAUAAUGAGCAAGAGUUUGGGGAUUCCGGUGAAACUGUUGCACGAGGCCGAGGGUCACAUUGUCACUGUGGAGCUCAAGAGCGGUGAGCACUACCGGGGGUCUCUCAUUGAAUGCGAAGACAACUGGAAUUGCCAACUCGACAAUAUCACCUACACCGCCAAGGAUGGAAAAGUUUCGCAGCUUGAGCACGUGUUUAUCCGAGGGAGCAAAGUCAGGUUCAUGAUCAUCCCUGACAUGCUGAAAAAUGCUCCUAUGUUCAAGCGGUUGGAUGCCAAAAUCAAGGGCAAAGGUUCAACUGGACUUGGUGUUGGCCGUGGGCGAGCAGUUGCAAUGCGUGCUAAGGCUCGGUCAGCUGCUCGGGGUACAGCCCCUGCCCCUACUGGGAGAGGAGCAGCACCAGUGAGAAGAUGAUGUGUGCCGAAUCGCUUACCCAUCUUCAUCAUAUCUUAAUGACAGCGGGCACCACAGCUCCUCUCAUGUAAUUGUGAAUGUCUGCAACUGUUGUUCCCCAGUUAAGGUCAAAUGAAAUCUUUAGCUUGGGGUGCUAUCUUUUACUAUAUGCAAGCUCCAUAGAAUGCACAGUGAAGAAACUUGGCAAAUUGCUUGUGAGCACGUCUAAGAUUUUGACAGAGCAGGUCAUCGAUAGGAUCUUAGCUUUUUUGUACUCAAGGUGCUUUAAGACCACUUGAAAAGUGCACCUCUGUAGCUUGAGAGUUGAAAGGAACAUAGUCUUGCAGGAGUAGGUAGACUGGUAGAUCAUGUAUCCAUCUCGUUUUAACGCAUAAAUAGUGUCUGUACAUUGGAAUUUUGUAAGUCUGCCGAGCGUUUCACACUGCAUACUUUAUACUCUCGUUUUUGAGUACAUAAAUCUUGGC
Molecule: messenger RNA, 1148 nt
Organism: Marchantia polymorpha subsp. ruderalis
Lineage: Eukaryota; Viridiplantae; Streptophyta; Marchantiopsida; Marchantiales; Marchantiaceae
Source: the annotation of a GenBank genome assembly